UGGAUUUGUCUUUUGCUCUUCGUCCAGGCAAACAGACGGCGAUUGUGAGGUGUGUUAACCAGAAGACGGGCGAGGAGGUGGAAGACUCACUGUGUGAUUCAUCCAACAGGCCACUCAUAAUGAUCCGCAUCUGUAACCCUGAGCCAUGCCCCCCGAGUUGGGAGGUAACAGCAUGGACCAGCUGCUCUGCAUCCUGUGGGGUUGGAAUACAGACCAGGAGUGUGUUCUGCAUGCGUUCCCUGUCCAUUGAGCAGCAGGAUAUUCUGAGUGUUCCGGAGGAGGAGUGCAGAGAAUUUAAACCUGCCAUCCUGCAGCCCUGUAACCAGGUGGACUGUCCUCCAGCCUGGGAGACUGAACCGUGGCAGUUGUGCUCCCAGACCUGUGGAGGUGGUGUUCAACUGAGAAAGGUCUACUGUAAGCAGCUUCUAUCCACAGGGGCCUACAGGAGGCUGGGAGACGGCACCUGCUCUGGUCCCAAACCUGCAGUUAGCAGAAGCUGCAGCAACUCUGACUGUCUGCCCUCGUGGGCAGGAGGAGAGUGGGGGAAGUGCUCAGUGACUUGUGGUCUGGGGAUUCAGCGCAGGGAGCAACUCUGUCGUCAACUGACCUCUGAUGGCCAGCAGAUGACGCUAGACAAAGGAGUGUGCUCAGGAUUACCCUCACCUCCUCUGGUGCGGACUUGCCGAAUGAUAGCCUGUCCAAAACACAAUAAAGACAUCAGACCAAAAGGAACUCAUAGGAUUUAUGUAAAUAACGAAAAACAAACACCAAACCACAGAAAUGAUGGAGUUAAGAGAUGCCCGGUCCUGUUGGGUAAGCACCACAUCUACAUCCAAACCCAGAAGAAGAAACGCUUCCACCUGACCAUUGGGGGCCACGCCUACCUGCUCCCUAACACCUCCCUGAUCAUCAAGUGCCCAGUCAGAAGGUUUCCCAAAAUGUUUAUCCGCUGGAUCAAAGAUGGACGCCCCGUUGCCAGCUCCAAACACCUGACCAUCACCAAGUCUGGUUCUCUGAAGAUUCCUUUUGUUUCAGCUGACGAUGUGGGUGUGUACAGGUGUGUGGCUGGACCUGCCUAUGAAAUCUUCACGCUCCAGCUAAUAGGCAGUGAGAACCAGUCAACUGGAAGAAGGCUUCCAAGCACUCCACGCUCCACCUGGGAGGAAAGGAAGCCCACCUGUUACACACACAACAUACAUCUGGAUGGUGUUAGUGUGUCUUUGUUGCCCCCUAGUGGCCACAAUGUCUCACUGCAGCCACGAUUGAGAGAGAAGCUGAUUAAUAUUACUCUGCAGGCUGACAGAGGGGAGAUAGAGCAGGAGCAGGCCUCAGAACUCAUCGCCUCGCUGCUGAUCAGCAUGUCUGAUGGUCAGAUCUGGACCAGGACCACGGAGGAGAGAACACAAGCUAGAGACAGUCUCCACAACUGGUCUGAACUGGUUUCAGCCCUGGGCGGAGCGGCUGUACACAGACCAAGAAUCAUCAGACAGCAGCAGAAACGGACAAUGUCUGUCCAAGAAAGCGUUGACGUGAACAUCGGUGACUCGGCGCUCCUGACCAACACCACCCAGUCACUGACCAUUCGCUGUCCUGCAGAAGGAUUCCCACCUCCUGUCAUCAGCUGGAGCAAAGAUGGAGCACCGCUGCACAUAACUGACAGGUUCUCCUGGGACGGUUCCAGAGGACUCCAAAUCCUUCUGCCCACAGCGUCUGACCGAGGACAGUACAAGUGCACAGCAGUCAACGUGCACGGCUCCGACUCAGAGACUUCACAGAUCCUGUUGGCAGAACCUCCAACCGUUAAACUGUCAUGGAGCGAUAGUUCAGACCCUGGGCUGGACUUUGGUCGGGGUCUCAAGGCUGUGGUUGGAGAACAAGUCCGUGUUCUUCAGGGAACCAACCUUACCCUGGACUGCACUGUCACUGGUGUUCCCCAGCCCUCGGUGACGUGGCACAGAAAGACACGCCCCCUGGACUCAGGUGUGGUUUCUCUUCCCUCUGGAUCACUGAGGAUCAAAAAUGUUUCUCCACAAAACCAAGGUGUCUACUCCUGCACUGCCACCAAUGCCGCAGGGAAGUCCACGGUUUCCACUGAUCUGCAGGUUUACACUCCACAGUCAGCUGCAGGAAGUAGAGAGACUCCAGUUCUACAACCAGACCUGAACAGACGGAGAGUUCUGAUGGCAUCACGCCGUGGAACCAGUGUUUCCAUCAAACCUGGUGACAUCUUACGUAUAGGCUGUCCAGUGGUGCCUGACCAUAAACAGUCAGUUUACUGGGACUACAACAACCAGACCCUGAAGGAGGUUUCACGUCCAACUCACAUCCAGGGUCCUGGUCUGGGUCCACAGUACAAAAUGCUGGUGGGGGGUCGUGUCCUUGAAGUCUACACUCUUCGCGUCAACUUUUCGGGUCGUUAUCAGUGUCAAACCUUCAUCAACAGCACCAGAGAAACCCUGCUAGCCUGGAUCUAUGAACACAGCAACGAGUUUGGCUGGCGAUUUGGAGACUGGACCACGUGCAGCGCUUCCUGUGGAAACAGAGGGACGUGGCUGCGGAGGCUUGACUGUGUCACGCCAGAUGGAAAGAUAGUUCCAACGACAAAGUGUCAGCACAUACAGAAACCCGUCACCUCUGCAGUUCCCUGCAACAGACAGGACUGUCCACCCAGAUGGCUUGUGUCGGACUGGUCCAAAUGUUCCACCUCAUGUGGCAGUGGGUGGAAACAGAGGCAGGUCUCCUGUCAGCAGCUGGAUGCCAGAGGUGCAGAAAAGAACCUGACGGCAGCGUCCUGCGAGAGGAUGAGUCGUCCAGCUGACACAGAACAGUGCAGCGCCAACAACUGUCCAAGCUGGGUCAUCAGCCCGUGGGGAAAGUGCUCAGGCCGGUGUUUAGGUCCAACCACCACCGUACAGAGAAGAUCCGUCACCUGUCAACACACCAAUGGUUCCCUGUACACAGACUGUGACAUCAGACACAGGCCUGUUUCACUGCGCAACUGUUCCUCAGACCUCUGUGAUGUGGAGUGGCGGUCUGGUUCGUGGCGAGCGUGCACUGUGGUUUGUGGGAGUGGUUUCCAGUCACGCAGGGUUGAUUGCAUUCACCGUGGAAGUGGAAGGACCCUGGCUGACCAGCACUGUGCCUGGCUCCAUCGCCCGUCCACAUGGCAACACUGCAACACCAUCAGCUGUGGGAAUGAAUGUAAAGACACGACUCAGUACUGUGGUGUGGUGAAGAGACUGAAGCUGUGCCAUCUGGACACGUACAAACACAGGUGCUGUGAGUCUUGUACACGGGACGCUGUCGCCACCUAGUGGCCGUAAGUAGUUAUAACCCCACACCAGACUGCAAGAAUCUCAAUGUACGUCACAGGUGAGAAGAAGCUUCUUGAACUUUAUAGACUGAGCAUAAAAUGGACGAGCUUUAGUCCAGGUCAUUUUUUUCCUAUGAAGGGGAACCAAAGGAGGGAUUUCUUUUCUAAUCUGGACCCGACCUCCUACAAUGAAGAAAAGUGUUGAUCCACUAUGUGGACCAAAUGGAAAUGUUGGGUUAUACUGAUAGAAUGCUAACGCCUAAACUAGAGUCAAGCCAGCUAAAAAAAAGAAAGAAAAUCUUUAUUAAAACUCAGUGUCGCUGAUGCCAGAAUUCUCUGUUCCGCUUCAAACUCCUAUAUAAUAAUUUAUAAUUCUGACGAGCUCACCAUGUGGCUAAAAUGAUAGUCAUUCUACAGAUAAUUUUUUUUCAUUUAUAACAGACAAGUCCCCUGCACUUCUAUUUUUAGUUUUGAUCAAAUUAUAGGGCAAGAAUCAACUAAAUUAAGGUUAGGGUUAGAAUUUUGUUUACCACCACCGUCCAACAGAUGAUUGUCCAUAACUUUUAGGAAGGCUAUAGAAAGGUGAUUUCUUCAUGGUUGUUGUUUUCAUUUUACUUUGGUUUAGUGUUACAGACGGGUUAACUCAAGGGUUAGGGAGUGAGGUUUUUUUUUUUUUUCUGUUUUUGAGCAUUGGUUGAGGAUUAGAGAUAAGGAGUUUUGAAAAAACUGAAAAUUCUGAAAUCAGUUUUACGUUUAAAUCGGAUUUUAAUUUUAUUAAUAUUUUAUAUUAU
This is a messenger RNA of Cynoglossus semilaevis (tongue sole), 4104 nucleotides long. RefSeq names its product ADAMTS-like protein 1. Gene Ontology annotation, biological process: extracellular matrix organization; proteolysis. The record is from RefSeq and is a predicted model, not a curated record. NCBI's taxonomy places the organism in Eukaryota, Metazoa, Chordata, Actinopteri, Pleuronectiformes, Cynoglossidae. Gene Ontology annotation, cellular component: extracellular matrix. The transcript has 16 exons. The coding region runs from base 120 to 3314 and encodes 1064 amino acids. Gene Ontology annotation, molecular function: metalloendopeptidase activity.